Ruditapes philippinarum (Manila clam) is the source of this 918-nucleotide messenger RNA. RefSeq lists its product as uncharacterized. The record is from RefSeq and is a predicted model, not a curated record. Gene Ontology annotation, molecular function: calcium ion binding. Lineage: Eukaryota; Metazoa; Mollusca; Bivalvia; Venerida; Veneridae. The transcript is spliced from 4 exons. Bases 111 to 740 code for a protein of 209 amino acids.
AUGGAUUUGAAGGCCUCACUUGUGAGAACGACAUAGACGCUUGCAAAAGCAGCCCCUGUAAAAAUAGUGCAACCUGCAUUGCUGAAAAUGGUUCCUUUGUUUGCGUAUGUAUGGAAAGUUACAAAGGAAAAACAUGUAACGAAGAAAUAGACGAAUGUGGGAAUGCUAGUUGUAGAAAUAACGGACGCUGUGAGUUGCUCAAUAAUACCUCUUAUUGCGUCUGUCUUGAUGGGUUUACAGGAAACUUCUGUGAAACAGUUAGUGAUGGAACGCCCACAAAAAUGGACAAGGAAAGCACCGAUAAAAGUGAAGGUGACAAUACAAACAACCUGGUAGUUGGACACGAUGAUAAUACUGGAGAAAAUGCAGAUGUGGCGAUCGGGAAAUCUGAUUCGCAGAACCUCAGACAACAUGCAACUGAAAAGGACAGUUGGGCGGAGACUCACUGGUAUGCAAUUGUGAUUAUAGCAGCUGUAGCAUUUGUAUUCUUCGUAUUACCGGCUGCAAUAUGGUACAAGAAAUCCAGUGCCAACAAGAAGAAGACUAUUGAUAUGGUACAGUACUGGCCUACACAAGAGGAUAUGGCUAUUCAUGGUUUUGACAAUGCUACAUAUGGUCUAGAUUCACUACCUCUAUAUGCUCAAACAACAGAGUAUCAGCCUCAGCAACAGUUUACAAUGCAACAACAGUUAACACCACAGCAACAGUUUACACCGUCAGAUAUAAAUCAGUCCAGUUAGCAACACAGAAAGAGAAAAUUUCAAUUAACAUAUAAAUCCAUUAAGAAAUUAAUUAAAAAAUAAAUGCAUUAUGCAGUUAAAUUAACAAAUAAAUCAAUUAAGCAAAUUUGAAUCUACAUGUAUUAAUAAAUAUAAGGCCAAAUUUUUCAAUAAGGAAUGAAAGGUAGAAAAUAUCAAG